GCGGAUUGUUUAUGCACAUAUGUUGUCAAAUUGAGAUUUUGGAAUAUCGUCUGAGAAAAAUUUUAAGCAAUCAACUUACUGUUGCUUAUUGCGUACGGCAUCAUAAUCGAAUUUUUGAGUUUUCGCAGUUAGUGAAUAUAAAUUUUACAAAAAUAAUUGGAUUUCAAUUUAUGGCGAGUGUUAUGAUAACAUGCACAAAUUUGUAUCAAUUGACUAAGUCAACUUUCAACGCAGACCAUUUUUCAUUAAUUACAUUCACAGGCGCAAUGCUAACGCAGAUAUUUAUUUAUUGUUGGUUUGGAAACAAAGUCAAAUUGAAGAGUCUCCAAUUAACAGAUAGCAUUUUUCAAAUGGAGUGGCCAAAAAUGAACAAUAAUGUUAAGAAGAGCUUGUUGAUAAUUAUGAAACGUGCAAUGACACCCAUUGAAAUUUCUUCUUUAUAUAUCUUGACUAUGAAUUUGGAUUCCUUUGUAUCGUUGCUUAAAACAUCAUAUUCUGUUUAUAACUUAUUAAUACAGGUACAAGAAUAAUAGAAAGUAAAUGAUAAAUAAAACAAAAC
Molecule: messenger RNA, 559 nt
Organism: Temnothorax curvispinosus
Lineage: Eukaryota; Metazoa; Arthropoda; Insecta; Hymenoptera; Formicidae
Product: odorant receptor 46a-like
Exons: 4
Coding region: 12-530 (172 amino acids)
Biological process (GO): sensory perception of smell; detection of chemical stimulus involved in sensory perception of smell
Cellular component (GO): plasma membrane
Molecular function (GO): odorant binding; olfactory receptor activity
Source: RefSeq, a predicted model, not a curated record